CACAGACAGCCGUGCUCUUUUCUAAAGCGAAAGUUAUAUGAUGAUCCUGUCUGGAUUUUGGAUGCUCAUCUAUUUAUGUGUAUUCACUUGUAAAGGAUUUUUAAAUGCAGUGGAAGCAACUUUCGAAUGCAAAAAAGGUGAGAUGAUAAGUAGACGGAAAGGAAGAUUUUGUGACCCAUGCCCUGAAAGGCAAUACCAGGCAGGACCAAAUCGCUCUCAGCGAUGUGAACCCUGCACCGACUGCAUUGAGAACAGUGAAUUGAUAUCAGAGUGCACGAAGACUUCCAAUGCUAUAUGUCAGUGUCGUACAGGAUUCAUUAGAAGGAACGAUGAGUCUUCGUUAUGCAAGUGUGCCAAGGGGUCUGAGCUGGAUACAUCAGGAUUAAUAUGCCGUGAAUGUAAGGAGGGAUCCUUUUCCACCAAAAUGGACUCUAAAUGUGUGAAAUGGCGAGAGUGUAGGAGGGGAGUGAGGAUUCCGGGCAGUGUGACAUCAGAUGUGACCUGUAAUGAGAAUUCAGAGCCAGAGGGGAAGACCCUCUCCUCCACACACACCACUUCCUCAUCUGGCUCCAUCCAGACCUUUUCUAAGUCAUUGAUCCAGAGCCAAAGGUCAUCCCCUCAUCCUGAUGUCCCCACCUUAACACCAGCCCCCACUAUCAAGGUGACCAAAAGUCCCAAGUUCUCAACGGCAGACUUUGGCCAAGUAAUGACACUCUUGGGAAUUGUCCUGCUGCUUACUUUUCUACUGACCACUGUGACCUGCAAACUGAUCACAAUUCCUUGCAUCAAGAACCACAAGAAGCCAGCUGUCAGAAAAUCUCAGGACUCAAUGUGCCGGAGGUCAGUUGAAGAAAGUGGAGACAGCAGUUUCUCUUCCCUGGUAAAACAACCAAGUUUGGGGGAGCCAUGAUAGAGAUACCUGGCUCUCUGUCUGUCAAACAAUUCAUAUUGUCAAAAUGUUGCUGUUAUUCUCAAUGCUACUCCUUUAAACCAGAAACAACUUUAAACAGUUUUCGAAAAUUUUAAAAUAUUGUCAAUAUUUGUUUAUCAGGUAUUCUGGUAUUAUGGAAAAGCAUUUUAGACAUAACUUUGUUUUCAAUCUAUUUGUCAACAAUAGCAUUAUUCUUGGCUGAGCUGGGGGAUAUAGAUAUUAUUUUAUUUUCACAAAUAGGCGUCUGACAAAAUAAUGAUAAAUACUACUUCCUGUUCCUUCAGGUAUCUGGUUAGAUUUACAGGGGAGAUUAUGUGAAAACAAUGCUAUGGUGGCAAAAUAAUGUGGCAACAUUUUGUAAAAUGUGUAUUGUGUUAA
This is a messenger RNA of Oncorhynchus gorbuscha (pink salmon), 1309 nucleotides long. RefSeq names its product tumor necrosis factor receptor superfamily member 10C-like. Gene Ontology annotation, molecular function: cytokine binding; signaling receptor activity. The transcript has 7 exons. The record is from RefSeq and is a predicted model, not a curated record. Gene Ontology annotation, biological process: regulation of cell population proliferation. The coding region runs from base 38 to 910 and encodes 290 amino acids. NCBI's taxonomy places the organism in Eukaryota, Metazoa, Chordata, Actinopteri, Salmoniformes, Salmonidae. Gene Ontology annotation, cellular component: external side of plasma membrane.